This is a messenger RNA of Dujonia railenensis, 615 nucleotides long. The record is from the annotation of a GenBank genome assembly. Lineage: Eukaryota; Fungi; Ascomycota; Pichiomycetes; Serinales; Debaryomycetaceae.
AUGUCUAGACGCUAUCAACCUAACAUAAUAAUCACAGGUACGCCAGGGUGCGGAAAAUCCUCGCAUGCCGUCAGUUUGGUCUCGCAACUUGGAGACUCUUACACUCAUCUCCCAGUCAGUGAUCUUGCUAAAGAAAGAGACUGCAUUGAUUCUUACGAUGAAGUGUUGGCUACCAGUGUUGUGGACGAAGACAAGUUGUUGGAUUCUCUUGAAAUUGAUUUGGAAAAGGGCGGUGCUAUAGUGGAUUGGCACUGCUGUGAUAUCUUCCCGGAAAGAUUAAUAGACUUGGUGGUUGUAUUGAGAACAGACACAUCCCUCUUGUACGAUAGGUUGCUGAAGAGAGACUAUAAGAAUAAUAAGAUCCAAGAGAAUUUGGAUUGUGAAAUAAUGGAGGUUAUCUUAAACGAUGCUCGUGAGUCUUAUAUACCUGAAAUUGUUAUUGAGUUGACAUCCAACUCGGUGGAAGAGAUGGACGAGAAUGUAGACAGAAUCAACGGCUGGAUCGAGAACUGGUGCAAGGAUCACCCAGAAGGUGUCACCAAUGUAUUGGAUCCCGAAUUAGCUGCUAAGUAUAAGAAGCAACAGGAGGAAGAUUCAGAUGAAGAAUUAGAUUAG